AUGGGAAGAAAACUCUUGUUUAGUUUUUCACUUCUGUUUUUGUGCAUGUUGUUUGCAGCCACUUUGGACCAGAUACUUGCCAGGAAGAAUGUAGGUUCUCAAGCGUCUUCAAGUAAAGAAGUGAUUAUACGGAGUGGUCAAGAAAAUAGCGGAGAGGUGAAGCCAGUCCAGAAUUUCACAAUACCGAUCACACAGACUUUCAACUACAAUCUGAGCAAAACCCUUUGGAGUACAUUCAGUCAUCACAAUCCUGUUAAGUUCUCCAGGGAUGGAGUCCCCUGCAUCCUCUUCUGGACUAAGAGAAUCACAGUUAAAUUCAAGAAUCAGACCUGGCUGGAUCUCACAGAUGAAGCACCUGGCCAAAACACAACAGUAGACACUGGCAACUCAAACUGCAAUGAAGAAAGUGCCAUGUUGUCUUUAAGGUUUGGUGAUGCUGAAAAUCCCAAGGAUAUUGACAUAAGGCUCACCCUAACCAAUUACAACAAAUUGUCCAGUCAGAGCUGGUUUAGUUUACACCGAGUCGAGAUCAUCUUCAACAACUCAGUGCAAGCAAGUUUUAAUGCAACUGGUAUAUACGCUCUGUCAAGUUACUCCUACCGCUGCCAGCGAGUCAGCAGUCUGCGGAGAAAUGAUGCUCUAAUGUUGCUUAGCAGCUCUGACGAUGUGACAAGCCUGUGGGAGGUCACAUUUAUUGAUUUCCAGAUCCAAGGCUUCUCCAUCAAGGGGGCCCAGUUUGCCCAGGCCAGAGACUGUGGCUCUGCCUUCUCACCCGCUGUUCUCAUUGGCCUGGCCAUGUCUCUGAUACUGUUGCUGGUGCUGGCCUAUGCCCUGCACAUGCUCAUCUACCUGCGCUAUCUGGACCGUCACUAUGAGUUCAUCACAUCUCCUGCCCACUUCCCACCUCUGAGAGAGCUAGAUACAGGGGAGGAGAAGGAGCUGCUGGGGAGCCAAGGAGCUGAAUGCUACGAGCUGAGGAGCCAACAGAUCUGCAAAAUCUAUAUUUAGCAGCAUAAGUUUCUGUUUCCUCACCAGGGCCACAGCCA
Messenger RNA from Cricetulus griseus (Chinese hamster), 1046 nucleotides. Lineage: Eukaryota; Metazoa; Chordata; Mammalia; Rodentia; Cricetidae. The record is from RefSeq and is a predicted model, not a curated record.